Lachancea meyersii CBS 8951 is the source of this 1179-nucleotide messenger RNA. The record is from the annotation of a GenBank genome assembly. NCBI's taxonomy places the organism in Eukaryota, Fungi, Ascomycota, Saccharomycetes, Saccharomycetales, Saccharomycetaceae.
AUGGUUUCUCUUGCAACAAGUUUGCUGAGCUUGCUGGGUUUAGCAAGCACAGCAUUGUGCAGUGUUCUCGCCCGGGAUGUGACAACAACAACCGUCAUUGUACCUUCGACCUCUAGCUCGUCACCGUACACCGCUGCCACUCCCGGAACUCCUGUGUCACCAAAAAUCCUAUUCAUUGCAAAUACUUUCGAAUUUGGAUAUCUCGACGCCUACAACUUUACUACACAAUACACGGGUAAUUUAUUCGAUAAGGUUUUUGCUUGCACUGAGGAUGGUGUUAUCUGCAAACUUGAGUGCGGCGAAGAGCUAGUAUCUGCGUCCCAGAUCACAGCACUCAUGCUCAUCCCAGGAGUCGACCUCAGAAAAAGCUACGUUAUUAUCACCGGUACUGGCGGCGUCAAUCCAAAAUACGGAACAGCUGGUGGUGUCGCAAUAAGUACGUUCGGAGUUCAAUGGGAGUGGGGAAGCAUGUUCCUGGGAGACGAUCUACCUGCCAACUUUUCAGGACAAUACUUUUCUGCUUACGCUCAGCUAUCCCCCGACAAAUACCCUGUCACGGUGGGGUCUGAGGUGUACAAAUUGAACGAGGCACUUGUAGACCGUUUCUAUGCUGUGGGUAGCAAUGUCACGUAUGAAGAGGUCUCAGAAACUGUGCAAAAUCUGAGAGCGACCUACGAAUUUGAAGCAGCAAGGCGAGAGCCUUUCCUAGCGCGGUGCGAUACCGUUUCGUCCCAGGUAUACUGGUCAGGCAAUGUUGCAGGAGAGAAUGUUGAGUACUACACUGACUUGAUCACCAAUGGUCAGGCACGUUACUGCAACACUAAUGAAGAUGAUCAGGGGAGAUUGCUCGCUCUGUUCUUGGGAGCAGUUCAUCAUUUGAUUGACUUUGGACGGGUUUCGGUAAUCAAAGCAUUCAGUGACUAUGAUCGUCCACCUCCACAGCUGACAGCUUAUCAAUCGCGUUUUUUUGUGGGAGAAGCUGCCACUGAGCCUGGCCUAAGAAAUGCGUGGAAGACGAUUGAAGCAGUUGUGGAUGAUGUUCUUGGAAACUGGGACACCAUCUAUGAAGCUGGUAUCAAGCCAAACACAUAUAUGGGUGACAUUAAGGGCACUUUGGGAGGCGUAUGUGACUUCAACUCGACUGCAAGUGCCGCCAAGGGGUCUGUACAGGGAAGUUGA